CCAAUUCACUUGGACACGCCUCCCAAUGAAACUGACCAACUCGUCGCAGACAUGUCUGGGUUCUCGCUUGACCCUAAACCAGCCAAAACCAAGGAGUUAGCCGGUAUUUUCUCUCAUACUACUCCCGGUUAUCAUAAAAAGGAACGUGAUAUUCAAUCUACAGAUGAGCCGCAAGUCAAUUUCCAGACGCCCGCUUCCGGUCCCGAGCAUCUUCUCGAAAUACCCCAUUCUCCCAAACGACCGGGUGCACCAGUGCCUACCAAAGCAACAACUUCUUCGUCAGAUCCUCUUGACCUUUUGUAUUCUCGUCCUCCAGAUUCCAAGCGUAUAGAAGCGUCUCACGAAGUUGGAAAUCACAUCGACCCAGAUGAAAAUCAUGCGCAAGAAAAUAUCAAGAAAGUAAAGAGAGUCUACGGCAAGGGUAAUAGGCAGAAAAGUGUAGCAUUCGUUGGGUCCCCGGAUCACAAAACCCGGCCCAAGUCCAACGGAGAGAAGGAACGCGUAAAGAGUCGGGCCAAAGGACCUACAUGUAGCAAGAGGAGGUCUUCUGAUGAUAAAAUGGAUACCUCAGAGGAUGAACUAUUGCUAAA
Molecule: messenger RNA, 590 nt
Organism: Acaulospora colombiana
Lineage: Eukaryota; Fungi; Glomeromycota; Glomeromycetes; Diversisporales; Acaulosporaceae
Source: the annotation of a GenBank genome assembly